AUGGGCCGUCGCGGGCCAGCUUGUCGACGAUGUAGGGGGCGUCAUCUAAAAUGCAAUAGAGAGAGGCCAUGUGCCCAAUGCAAAAAGUCCGACAUUAAAUGCGAUUUGUCGAGGGUGAACAUCAGGUUCCGGUCACACAAGCCUCGACCAAAGCCGGAUUUGAAGUUUUCGCCCAGUCAGGAAUGGGUUGGAACGGCCAGGGAUGGCGAGUUUCAGUACGUCGACAUGAGCCGGGAAUAUGCACAGAAUAAUCCAAACAAGUUGAAAGCCAGACAGACAUCCGUCUUUAGCCAUGGGGCGGCGAUAGCCCCUUUCAGUCCUCGUCCCGACGAUGCUCAUGACACUGAGCACUCAUCCAUUCCCGAAAUAGACCCCGUUUUCUCGAGUCCGGGGCCACUGUAUACCCCCGAAAACACUCAUUCCGCUGGCCAUUUUGCACUAUUGCCAUUUUCCAGUAUCGAACAAAACCAUGAUGCUCCGGAGCAAUCCAUUUAUCCUCCGCAGCGAGACAAGUACCCUUUAGGUCCCCUGAAAGGACUCCCGGACUCUGCAUCAAAUCAGGCCUUCGUGACGAAUAUAGAAGAGGCAUGCCUGAUACGACACUUUGUGGACGACUUAGCCCCAUGGUUUGACACGAGCGAUCGAGACCAUAAUUUCUGCUACACGGUACCAGAACGGGCAAUGUUCUGUCCCGUCCUGCGCUAUGCUCUACUUACUGCAUCGGCUGGGCAUCUCACCCGGCCAUGCAGCCCAUAUCGAAACUCCAACAAUUUGAUCGUGUAUGACGGCAUCCAACUGCCUAACAUCCGGUAUGACGCUGUAAUUGCCUACCAUGAUAUCUGCAUAUCGUACUUGAUUCAUGUCUCGAAUGAUCCGAGCGGGGACUUCAAUGAGGAUGUUUUGACCGCUGCAACCAUCCUGCGCUUCUUCGAACAGCUUGACACCCCAUCCGCAGGAACUGACGCCGGAACAUACCUAACCGCCGUUCAAUUUAUUAUCAACACCCAACGGAACCAGUCAUUCUAUGCCUACAGAACUAUCGCCGGUCCACCACGAAAUGCCAGUAUUCAUGACAUCCCCGCACCAUCACUGGGCCACUCUGCUUGUCUGAUCGCCCUCCGACAAGAGAUCUGGAGUGCAUGUCUCCACCAACACCCCUGCCGCCUCCCGAUAUGUCCAUAUGAAGCUGGCAUUGCCUUUGACGACACGGCAAGCGACUUUAUCUGGACAAAUCGCAUACUCAUUUGGAGAGAGUCCAACGAUGGAAAAUAUUCAAAGAAUUCGAAGAACAAUGGCAGACACAAAUCACACGCAUUUCGACCUAUUUACUAUGAAGAUCCUGAUCCCGGAUCUGGUAUAUUCUUACCGCGCAUAUGGCACAUCAAUUCUUGCCAAGUCAUGGCUGAGCAGCACAUCGAGCUCGCACGCAUCCUCCUCGCCGUAUCAAAUCCUACAAUAUCCCGCAUCGGUCUCGGUGCGUCGUCCGCGAAUGCGACGUUAGAGGCAGAGCUACGAUCUAUCACCAGAAGGCUGGUUGGAUUAGGCGUUUCGAAUCCAAAAAUGCCACCGGCGCUAGUGACGUCUGCCGUGGGGAUAUCUAUGUGUGGGGAGUACUUUAAAAAUCCAAAGGAGCAGGAAGCGUUGGUGGAUGUCUUGGUGGGCUUGGAAGUGGAGCAUUCCUGGCCUACUGAGGCUACGAUUGCGGCGUUGAGGAGAGCUUGGGAAUUGAGAGCGCGAGCUUAG
Molecule: messenger RNA, 1743 nt
Organism: Aspergillus glaucus CBS 516.65
Lineage: Eukaryota; Fungi; Ascomycota; Eurotiomycetes; Eurotiales; Aspergillaceae
Product: Zn(II)2Cys6 transcription factor
Exons: 7
Coding region: 1-1743 (580 amino acids)
Biological process (GO): positive regulation of transcription by RNA polymerase II
Cellular component (GO): nucleus
Molecular function (GO): DNA-binding transcription factor activity, RNA polymerase II-specific; transcription cis-regulatory region binding; zinc ion binding
Source: RefSeq, a predicted model, not a curated record